ACAGCACUAUGGACUUCCAGAAGACUGUAUUGUAUAUUGCAACUUUAACCAACUGUACAAAAUAGAUCCGCCCACGAUGAAGAUGUGGGUGGAUAUUCUUAAGUCAGUCCCUGGCUCUGUUAUAUGGUUGUUACGCUUCCCGGCCUCUGGCGAAUUAAACAUAUUAUCUACAGCUACUGAAAUGGGCUUAGCUAAUGCCCAAAGGCGCAUAAUAUUCAGCAACGUGGCGCCCAAAGAGGAGCACGUUCGGAGGGGGCUGGUUGCCGAUGUUUGUUUGGACACCCCUUUAUGCAAUGGUCAUACAACUGGAAUGGAUGUCCUCUGGGCUGGUUGUCCAGUUGUUACUCUGCCUCUGGAGUCCUUGGCAAGUAGAGUUGCUGCAAGUCAACUGCACACUUUAGGUUGCCCUGAACUUGUGGCGAAAUCUCACGAGGAUUACGUUAAGAUAGCUUCUCGUCUAGGCACAGAUAGAGAGUAUUUACAAGCGAUGCGCGCAAAGGUUUGGAAAGCCAGAGAGUCCUCUCCACUUUUCAAUUGCCGUAUUUAUACUUCUGAUUUGGAGCAGCUCUACACACGGAUGUGGCAUCAUUACGAAGCAGGGCAAAUAGAGCAUAUCAUAAGUUGGAAUUCCAAAGCUAAAGAGUGA
Protopolystoma xenopodis is the source of this 646-nucleotide messenger RNA. The record is from the annotation of a GenBank genome assembly. NCBI's taxonomy places the organism in Eukaryota, Metazoa, Platyhelminthes, Monogenea, Polystomatidea, Polystomatidae.